GGGGCUCGGAAGCGGAGCGGCGCGGCCUGCCGUGCUCGCACUCGGACGCCCCGCGCCCCCACGUACACGCCCGGGCUCUGCGCGCCCCCGCCCGGGACACCCCAGGCCCGCUCCGCUCGAGCUAGGCCGCGCGGGCCGAGCGAGGCGGCCGCGCCGGCCGGAGGAGCAGGAUGUCCUUCCAGGGCAAGAAGAGCGUCCCCCGGAUCACGUGACUAGAAUCCCGAGAACGUGGUCCGCACGGAGAUGAAGAAGAUGUGAGGAUAGCGCAGUAAGGCUCCCACGGUGCGGGCUCUGUGGCGCUUUAGCCGUCCCACGGGGUUCCUGCAGACGGCACCGCACAGCUUGGCUCCGUGGCGUCGGCUGAUGGUGCGUGAAGAGCCACCGACCUCAGGCCGGAGCCCCGGCCUGGCCUCGGCGUGGACUCGUGGAAGCCCCCGCAGAGGGCCCCACCUCCCUGUGAGGUUGGCCCGACGCUCCUGCCCGGUCAGAGCGACCGCCUUCUGAUUAAGGGUGGGAAGGUCGUCAAUGAUGACCAGUCCUUCCGCGCGGAUCUGUACGUGGAAGACGGCGUGAUAAAGUGAGUCCGUGCCUCCGGGAUCUUCACCGAUCACAUGUACACACGGAUCACAGACAAAUUGGAGAAAACCUCAUUGUCCCCGGAGGCAUCAAAACCAUCGACGCACAUGGCCUGCUGGUCCUGCCGGGCGGCAUUGACGUCCACACGAGGCUGCAGAUGCCCGUCCUGGGCAUGACCCCAGCAGACGACUUCUGCCAGGGGACCAAGGCCGCCCUAGCAGGAGGGACCACCAUGAUCUUGGACCACGUGUUCCCCGACGCGGGUGUGAGCCUGCUGACGGCCUAUGAGCAGUGGCGGGAGCGCGCGGACGGCACGGCCUGCUGCGACUACUCUCUGCACGUGGACGUGCCCCGCUGGCACGAGAGCAUCCGCGAGGAGCUGGAGGCCCUGGUCAAGGACAAAGGCGUGAACUCCUUCCUGGUCUUCAUGGCAUACAAGGACAGGUGCCAGUGCACAGACGGCCAGAUGUACGAGAUUUUCAGCAUCAUCCGGGACCUGGGUGCGCUAGCUCAAGUGCACGCCGAGAACGGGGACAUCGUGCAGGAGGAGCAGAAGCGGUUGCUGGAGCUUGGCAUCACUGGCCCUGAGGGCCACGUGCUCAGCCGCCCUGAGGAGGUGGAGGCUGAGGCUGUGUACCGUGCCGUCACUAUUGCCAAGCAGGCCAACUGCCCCCUGUACGUCACCAAAGUGAUGAGCAAGGGUGCGGCCGACGUGAUUGCCCAAGCCAAGCUCAGGGGGGUGGUCGUGUUCGGGGAGCCCAUCACUGCCAGCCUGGGCACUAGCGGCUCGCACUACUGGAGCAAGAACUGGGCAAAGGCCGCAGCCUUCGUCACAUCGCCCCCCAUCAACCCAGACCCCAGCACCGGGGACCACCUCACCUCCCUGCUGGCCAGUGGGGACCUCCAGGUGACCGGCAGUGCCCACUGCACCUUCACCACCGCCCAGAAGGCUGUCGGCAAAGACAACUUCACGCUCAUCCCCGAGGGCACCAACGGCAUCGAGGAGCGCAUGUCUGUGGUCUGGGAGAAAUGCGUGGCCUCAGGCAAGAUGGACGAGAACGAGUUUGUGGCUGUGACCAGCACAAAUGCUGCCAAAAUCUUCAACGUGUACCCGAGGAAGGGGCGCGUGGCCGUGGGCUCUGAUGCUGACCUCGUUAUUUGGAACCCCAAGGCCACAAAAAUCAUUUCUGCCAAGAGCCACAACCUGAACGUGGAGUACAACAUUUUUGAAGGCCUCGAGUGCCGAGGAGCCCCCACGGUGGUCGUCAGUCAGGGCAGGGUGGUGCUGGAGGAUGGGAACCUGCUUGUCACCCCCGGGGCUGGACGCUUCAUCCCCCGCAAGACGUUCCCCGACUUCGUCUACAAGCGGAUCAAGGCGCGCAACCGGCUGGCCGAGAUCCACGGUGUGCCCCGAGGCCUCUAUGAUGGGCCCGUCCACGAGGUGAUGGUGCCCGCCAAGCCGGGGGGCAGUGCCCAGGCCCGGGCAUCCUGCCCAGGGAAGAUCUCGGUCCCACCCGUGCGCAACCUGCACCGGUCGGGGUUCAGCCUGUCUGGUUCGCAGGCUGACGACCACAUUGCCCGCCGCACGGCCCAGAAGAUCAUGGCGCCUCCCGGCGGCCGUUCCAACAUCACCUCCCUGUCCUAGGCGUCUGCGGCCCAGCGAGGCGCUGGUGUCCCGCCGCCGCCCCGCAGCGGCUGGUGGGGGCCGCUCACCUCACGUAGCCGUCCCUUUGCUGAAUUUACCUGAAAGGUGCUUGGCCUCACCUGCCCUGCCCCAGAAACCCCCCUUCUGGGGUCCCAGGUCCCCUAGGAGGAGCCCACGCAAGGAGAAGGGGUCUCACUGCCAGGUUGAGGAGGCUGGAGAUGGUGGCCCGGGGGACAGCCUGGUGCUCCAUGAGGCAGGGCAGCCGCCCGGCCAGGCCCUCAGGAUCCCCCGGGGCCUCACAGAUGUGCAGACAGCAGGCCAGGCCACAGGUUCAGGCCGUUGGCUCCCCCUCCCCCCAGGGAUCACGGCCCUGCGAAGCCCCGGGCCUUCUGCCAGCUCCUCUCCCUGCCCGCCCUGGCGUGGGGGAGCCCCCGGCGAGCCGGCCCCCCGCCCCAGAGCUGCUGAGACUUCAGGGACGCGCGGGCACUUAGCGAAGGGCGGCCUCGCUUGUACGCCUUACCAGGGCCCAAACUUGCCCGCGUAGUAGCCUGUUUCCGGGGCUUAGGGUCAUUUAGCUGAGAUCUGUCCCUUCACCACUGAGUGUACGUCACAGUAGUCGACUAGAGCAGCCGUUUUGUGCAUCGAGGACAACCGUAGCCAGGAAGCUGCAUGCCACACGCAGCCCAGACGGUGGCCUGCGCCCCGCACCCCCAGGUUUCGGGGCGAUUAAAGGCGUCUGGGCUAGAA
Mustela lutreola (European mink) is the source of this 2968-nucleotide messenger RNA. It is a transcript of the gene DPYSL4, whose product is annotated as dihydropyrimidinase like 4. Gene Ontology annotation, molecular function: hydrolase activity, acting on carbon-nitrogen (but not peptide) bonds, in cyclic amides. The record is from RefSeq and is a predicted model, not a curated record. The transcript is spliced from 15 exons. NCBI's taxonomy places the organism in Eukaryota, Metazoa, Chordata, Mammalia, Carnivora, Mustelidae. Gene Ontology annotation, cellular component: cytosol; cytoplasm. Bases 734 to 2221 code for a protein of 495 amino acids.